AUGAGCCUCUACACAAGCCAGACCUACAAACAUAGGCAAGCAGUGGGGCCCGUUCAAUUGGAGAUUGUGCCAGGCAAAGGCCUGGGCUGGAGAGCCACGCGCGACAUCACCGUCGGCGAACUCCUCCUUGUAUCCCUGCCCAUUGCCGUACUGUACGGCACUCCCGGGGAGGCGCCCUCCAACGACGAGUUGGCGGAGGCGCUGCGACAGGCCUGGCCGCGUUUAUCAGUCCUGGAACGUCGCUGGCUGCUGCUCCUGGGAGAUUGCUGCGCCGCCACUAGCGGAGCUGUGCCGCCGCUGCUACUGCAGCCGCCGGCAGCGGUGGCGAGGCAGCAGCCUGGCGGCGGCGGCGGCGACGUCGCUCCCACUACAGCGGCUGCACAGGAUGGACAACCCGCGUCGGAAUCCACGGCGGCUACAACGGCAGAGGUGCCGGCGACCUCGGCACGGCCCGACGGCGCACUGGAAGAUCUCUUCCUCCUCCUCCAUCGCGCCCGGUCGCUUCUUGCCGAGGCUCAGAAGGUCCAGACGGCGACGGAGCUGGUUACAGCACCGCCGCCGCCGCCACCGCAGCAGCAGCAGCAGCCGACGGCAUCAAGGCCCAAAUCCGCUGCUGCUGCCGCUGCUGCCUCCACGUCCUCACCCUCCGCCUCCGCCGCCGCUGCGAGCUCCAACCCGCCAGCCCUCCCCCUGCCGCCAGCGCUCUUCGGCAUCUCGCCAUCCAUCUCCAGCAUCCAUCCUCCCACUGCCACUCCCACUGCCGCCACUUAUGGCGGCGGCGGCGGCGGCAGCGGCGGCGUUGUCGCGGACUUGGUACGGCGCUACAGCUACAGCGAACCGUACGAAGACCCGGUCCUGGAGGAGCUUCUGGAAGUCCCUCCCGUGAGCUGUGUGGGGCUGUGGCCCGAGGUGGCGCUGCUCAACCACAGCUGCUGCCCCAACACGGCGCUGCUGGUGGUGGGCGGUGUGGCGUAUGCACGCGCAGGGCGGGCGGUGAUGGAAGGCGAGGAGCUGACGGUGUCGUACUUGGGUACAGACGUGGCGCCAGAUCGCGGGCUGUUGCGGCGGAUUAACGGGGAGCUGGUUACGGAGCUGGAAGCGGCGGCGCACGCGACGUUGACGGCGGCGUCGCGGCCGCGGCAGCAGCAGGCGGCGCUGCUGGCGAGGAUGGAGGGAUUGCUUGGUCAGGUAGAGGAUUCGUGCACCUUCCUGGAGCUGCCACCACGCGGCCGCCUAGUGAUCUUGGCGUCUGUGUACGGCCUUGUACGACUGAUAUGCGACCUGGCAGAGCUGAGUCAGCAGACGACGCCGGAGCGGCGGCUACAGCUGCAGCAGCUCGCGGCGGAGGUGCUGGAGGCUGUAGCACCCGGCAGCGAUAGCCACGUGACGGCAGCCGUCAAGGCCGCGGGGGUGGCGCGGAGGGCCCACGGCGCCGACAGCGCCGCGGCGCGGCGGGCGGAGCUGGCAGCGGGCUCCGCGCACCUGGCCCGCUACGGUCGCGAGCUGCUGUCUGAGCCCGCACUUCUGCGGCGACUCGUAGCGACUCGCCGGCGGCUGGUCACCGGCUCAGACCUGGCGGCUUCUAUGGGGGUAUUGGCAUGGCUUGAGCAAGCGGGACCGGGUUGA
Volvox carteri f. nagariensis is the source of this 1626-nucleotide messenger RNA. RefSeq lists its product as uncharacterized. Lineage: Eukaryota; Viridiplantae; Chlorophyta; Chlorophyceae; Chlamydomonadales; Volvocaceae. Bases 1 to 1626 code for a protein of 541 amino acids. The transcript has 5 exons. Gene Ontology annotation, molecular function: protein binding. The record is from RefSeq and is a predicted model, not a curated record.